CACCCGGUUGACGGAGGCUUCUUGUUGGAGUGUCAGGUGAAGCUGCAUGUCCUCUACUCCACGUCAUUUUCACAACAGCGCCCUGGUUGACCGUUGCUCGCCCAAACAGCUCCUGCACGGUCAGCUCCUUGCCCUGCCGCUUUGUCUUCUGGAGCUCCAGCACCAAGAAUUCAAUGCAGAAGUUCUUCAGGUCUGCCAACCUAAACCUCGUCCACAGUCACCAAGCGAGACGCAACGAAAGCCCGGAAAAGUUUGGCGAUUUUCCAUUGAAAUCCGCCCAGAAACUUUCGUUUUGGAUCUAACUGCUCGGAUUAUCAUUUUCGUUGGACUCUUGGGAGUUCAUGACAACAGAGUUUUUGUGGAAAUUUCACCGCUGUUGAUCAACAGACGAGGAAAAAGGACCCCAAUAUAAAGAUUUCUGCUGGCGUUUGUGGCUGUCUAUGAGCUCUGCAUCAUACCAAACAUUGCAAACAUGGCUUGCAGUGAUUUGUUCGACGUUGGAGUUGUAAACACAGAAAAUCUGCUUGAUGCCUACCAGCAAUAUGAUGCCGUCAGUGAUUUUUUGCACGCUGACCUGCUUAUUGGUUUACAUGCCACCACUCUGUCCCACCCACAACAGUUACUUUCAUUCUCAUUUGAUGUGGACGGGUUGGUGGUGGAGUUCAAUAAGGUGCAGGCGCUGCAAGGUCUGCUUCAUUACCUAUUCCUCCCCAAGUUUAACUCACAGAUACUUAGCCCCCACUAUGUGUACCUAAAAAAGCACAUGGAUCUCAGCAAGUACACGAGCAAUGGCUUGACUGCCCUUAAAAAUUGUGUUGGGUACCAGAUAGCUAACGUAGAUGGUGGCUAUCAUCUAUUAAUGACUGCAGUACCCAGCAGCACCACUGACCCUGACACCAGGCUACUCAAGAAGCAGCUCUACAGCACACAUGCUGUAGAGCUGCUUAACAGUGUGACAGACGACUUUAAACGGUUGCUCCGGGGCCUCUCUGCUAGGGAUAAGAGCAGGCCUACUCUGCAGAAACAGGGGACCAGCAACACGGCAAGGUUCAAUGUGUUGUGGCAGGACCUGCCAUUCAUAAUGAGCCUUUUGGACAAAGCUGUGGAGGAGGCAAACUCCUGCUGUUUUUUGCAAGUGAUGCUGACACUAAACCAGUUUGGCCAAAAAGCCCCCAAUACAUUGGAACUGACAGACAUUGUGGAUGUGACGGAUGUUAAGGCAGUGUCAGUCCACCUUGCCGUGAAGUUUGUGGCAAUUGACUAUGACCAACACAUAUUGUUCUCCCGUUAUGGACUGCAGGACCUGGUAGGAGCCAGGGGGAAACUGUUCUCGGUCCUUGGGAUGCAUGAGGCCACAAACUUCCAGACCAAUCUGGACCACCUGCCCAUAGAUGUAGCCAAGCCUCUUCUGGCAGUGCUCAGCAAACAUGGAAAGCUGAAUUUCCUUCAACUGUAUGUCGACAGCCCACAUUGUCACUUGCAGAUGCCAUUCAAGCAUCCGGUGAGUGGUGCCAUAGUGACAUGUGGGCUGUCGCACCCAAAUUCACAAAUGGCCAUGCUCUCCAGGGCAUCGACGUAUCUGCGCCACAUGACGGACCUUAAAGAAAGGCUGGUGGCACAGCUUGGGUGUCGUAUAGAGCAGGUCCUUAGGUUUCAGGGGGAUGUACCUCUGUGUGUUGACCCCUCAGCCCAUUUUGACCUUGAAGGGCUGCACGCUUUGCUGCGGCAGCGUGCCAUGCUGGUCCCCUUCAAGGACACUACCUCUGGUCAGGGCCUCCUGUCCACCUUGGAUGGCGUUCUGGGUUCACUCAUCGACACCCUCGCCAGUGCCUACAGUUCCAGUGAGGGUGUGGGUAGGUUCGAUGAGUCAUGGAAAGCUUUCCAGUGUGAGCUAGCCCUUGAGGAAAUGUUUUAUGGCCACCCUCUGUCAUCUGAGGACUUUUUUCUAAGUGCAAGCUUGGGGACCAGUACAGUGAUGGACCGUAGCCUCACACACCAGAGGGGUUUCAUUGGCCUGGCACCUCACUCGAGUGCUAGCUCAGAGGAAACUCCUCCCCCACUUCAUCACUGGACCAGGGAUGAACUCCAGAAGCUGCGGAUUGAGCGCCUCUGGCCUCUGUGCCAGACCUUGGAUGCAGGGCCGGCUGUCAUCGGUGUGGCACUAAUUCGUGUGCUUCUCGGGGACCUGUACAGAAGGAAUGCAAACAUCCCAAUGUCACCUUUCAGUUCCGACUCUCCACCUGGCAAGCUGGUAGGUGCUAUGACCCUGGAGAUUCUCACCAACGACCUUGAAACAAAAAACUCCUUUCCUGUCCCCAACACCUUUCACCGUGCUCGCCAGCUGGUGCAGAAGGCAGGAAAGUCUGUUAAGGACUGUCUGUUGCAGGGGUUCAUUGCAGAGAAGCUUCACUUCUUCCCAGCCUUCAAGUUCAGGGACAUUAGGGGUGGAAAGAAGAUCUGGUGGAACUUCAAAGACUUUUUACAUGUCCACCUCGGAGCAGAGAAACCUUUUCCCAUGUCUGAGCUUGCCACCAGGACCCUGCAAGUAUGCACAGAGAUGGAGAGACGGUCUCUGGCAUACUCCCGGUCAUUGGAAAAAUACCGGGACCACGGAAUGCCAUGGAUGGCAAAAACACUUCAGCGGCUGCCUCCCACACUGAAAGGGACCUUCCUUGUGAACGUUCUCACCUUCAUCAGCUCAGUUGGCAUGCUCCAAAAUAAUGAUUAUGUAGAUUUUAACCACCUGAAGGACCUCCUUCAGGCUAUUGGCUUGCAAGGCAUGGCCCAGGACAAACUGCAAAAGCUCCAGAUAUUGGGUAAGUUUACCAUAGAGAAGGUCUAUAGACCCAUCAUCUGGAAGCUGCACCACGACAUUCCGGUCAGGGUCCAGCAGAACACCCCCUGCUUACUAAGCCUCAGACCACCACCCAAGCAGGAAGAGGGAGAGGUCCUACAGCCUGAGGAGGAUGUCCAGGCUGUCGAAGAUCAAGAUGACAUCAGACCUCCUGUCAGGUCUCAGGCAAUGUGCCUGCCUGCCAAUUCCUCCAAACUGUGGACACAGGAUGAGUGUGCUAUGGUCAACUUGGACAAAUGUAAAACAUCAAAGCAGGCAUACACAGCAUAUGUGAAACGCUGCGUGGAACUCAAAGUGCCAUCAAGGACCUUUAAUGCCUUCAGACAAAAAAGGAAGGCACUACAAAAGCAAUAAAUGCACCAUAACACAACGCAUCUCAUGCUCUGCUCUUCCACAAGAUGAUGUUUGGUGUGCCAGCUGAAGGUCAAGAUCCACACGUCCAACCCUGCAAACACCCAGCGUCAUUCAGGGACGCGUGGGCUGAACAGAGUGCAGCGUCUGUUGCAUGUCGAAGGACGAAAAGAGACCGCUCACUUCCUGGGCCAGUCAGUGGCGGGACUUGAAUUUGGCUGCAAUUAGUCCCAUGGCCCCACCAGUGAUGGGACAGCCACCUAGGAGCACCAAAACGGAGACCAUGGUGUGCAAACACUGUGGGAACACAAACUCCAGCCCUUCCCUUCUUACGUGCCACCCCAAUAGCCUUCCGCAGCCGCAAAUGCUCGUCCCCUCUGUCACCACCAGGCCCUCGACCUUGUAGGUAGCCUGGGGAAGCAUUCUCUACGUAACAACAACCAGUGAGAGACAACAGAGAGAGACCGGAGAAAUAAGAAGAAAGCUGGGCAUGAAGGUCUGACCGCGUGGCCCACACAAGCACAUGGUCCUUAAUCACUUGCUGAGCCACCAGGCAAUGAAUUUCAAGAGCAAGAUGAAAUUCCGGCCCGUUCAUCGUCCUUCACAAAUGCUUCUAAACAGACUGUUCCUCCUUCCCCUCCCCAACCAAAUGCCCAACAACGUCCGCUCUGUGGUAAACAAGCAUGCCACAUUUUAUAUACAUACUAUUUCUAAAAAAACAAAAAAAACUGCCAAGAUAAAGGAUGAACCGAUGUUUUAAGUUAUUCAGUGUUCUGCACUUCCAUCUGGGGAUUUAAAAAAAAAAAAAGAAAAGUACAUUUUGUUUUCUUUGAGUCAAUUUCACAUGGUAACUGCAUUGUCCAGACCUGUAUUCGCCUCUGAAGACUGCCCUGUGUUUGGCUCAUAAUUAAACAUGGUUGUAAUAUCGCUUGUCUUGGCUGGGACACCUGCAGCCACCGAGCAAACAGAGUGAAACCAGACCAUCCGAGUUUAUCAUUACGACGGACAUCAUCAAAGAGCUCCAACUGGACUGCGGUCUGAGUUCGAAUGAUGAACCACAUCUGUGAUUUUUAGGGAAGGGAAGGGGGGGGCUUCAGUUUUCAAUGUUUGUUCAUUUUUCGUCUUUUUUGUUUUUUUGUUUGUUUUUUUUUAAAUAAAGUUCAAUUUUUUUAUAA
Messenger RNA from Perca fluviatilis (European perch), 4380 nucleotides. RefSeq lists its product as uncharacterized. The coding region runs from base 473 to 3208 and encodes 911 amino acids. NCBI's taxonomy places the organism in Eukaryota, Metazoa, Chordata, Actinopteri, Perciformes, Percidae. The transcript is spliced from 5 exons. The record is from RefSeq and is a predicted model, not a curated record.